Messenger RNA from Aureobasidium namibiae CBS 147.97, 1170 nucleotides. RefSeq names its product PLP-dependent transferase. Gene Ontology annotation, molecular function: L-serine:pyruvate transaminase activity; L-alanine:glyoxylate transaminase activity. Lineage: Eukaryota; Fungi; Ascomycota; Dothideomycetes; Dothideales; Saccotheciaceae. The record is from RefSeq and is a predicted model, not a curated record. Gene Ontology annotation, cellular component: peroxisome. The coding region runs from base 1 to 1170 and encodes 389 amino acids. The transcript is spliced from 3 exons.
AUGUCGAGCCAACCACCCCACCCCGCCCUGCUCAUCCCAGGUCCCAUCGAGUUCGAUGACCAGGUUCUGCAGUCAAUGAGCCACUUCAGCGAGUCCCAUGUCGGCGCACCCUUUGUCAAGACAUUCGGCGAGGCCUUGACCAUGCUCCGCAAGCUCUUCCAGACCGAGGACCCCGCAUCGCAACCUUUCGUCAUCUCGGGUUCCGGUACCCUAGGAUGGGACCAAGUCGCUGCCAACCUCGCCGAGCCUGGUGAUGAUGUCCUGGUCCUGCACACUGGCUACUUUGCCGACAGCUUCGCCGAUUGCUUCGAGACAUACGGUGUCAAGGCCACUCAGCUCAAGGCUCCCAUUGGCGAUCGCCCUCAGCUGGACGAGGUCGAGAAGGCUCUCAGGGAAAAGAAAUACAAGCUCAUCACUGUCACUCACGUCGAUACGUCAACUGGUGUCCUCAGUGAGAUCGAGGCCCUCAGCAAGCUCGUCCACAAGGUCAGCCCCGACACGCUGGUUGUUGUCGAUGGUGUCUGUAGUGUCGGCAGCGAGGAGAUCCAGUUCGACAACUGGGGCAUUGACUGUGUCAUUACUGCCUCCCAGAAGGCCAUUGGAUGCCCAGCUGGUCUGAGCAUCGUCAUGGCUUCCGGUCGUGCCAUCAAGUCCUUCCAAAGCCGCAAGGUCCCUCCCACCUCCUACUUUGGCUCGUGGAAGAAUUGGAUGCCCAUCAUGCAAAACUACGAAGCUGGCAAGCCCUCAUACUUUGCGACCCCCUCGCCUCAGCUUGUCCACGCUCUACACACCACUCUUACUCAAAUCACAUCAGUCCCAUUGGCCGACCGCUUCGCUGCUCACCGCAAUGCAUCGCAAAAGGUCAAGAAGGCUAUCACCGAACUCGGUCUCAAGCAGCUGGCCGAGAAGCCAGAGAACCAAGCCAACGGCAUGACUGCCAUUUACCUUCCCAAGGGCUUGACUCCUCCUGACGUUCUGCCCAAGCUCAUGCAGCGUGGAGUUGUCUUUGCUGGUGGUCUGCACAAGCAGAUUGCCACUCAGUACAUUCGCUUUGGCCACAUGGGUGUCAGCGUCACUGAUCCCAACCGUGAUGACAUUGAUCGCGCGAUUGUUGCACUCAAGGAAGGCAUCACGGAAGCACAGGCAGCCAUGGAUCUUUCUUCUAGAUAG